AGUAAGAUCUCCUCAUCAGGCAAUUUGUUUCUCCCCACUAGUGAGGACAGUUACAUCGUGACAGACUACGCCCUGAGGCAUCAGAUCCAGGUGGGAAACAGUAAGCCGGAGGAUGUCAACCUUUCCCCGUUGAAAAGUCCCACCAGCAUGCUGGUCUCACGUCAGGCCAACGCAAACUAUCUCUUCCGGCUGAGUUUCCAUAGCAACCACUCCCGUGAAAAGGUGGUGAGGAUCCUUGGAACAGAGUUACAGAAUGAGCGUGCACGGUGGAUCAGUUCUCUGGGCAAGAAUGACAACGAUGAAAGACUGCAUGACAGAACCAAUGUUAUCCAGGUGGAGGUGAUAAGAACUUACACGGCAAAACAACCAGAUGAGCUGUCUCUGCAAGUGGCUGAUGUGGUGUUGGUUUCCCAACAUGUCGACGGAUGGUACGAAGGGGAGCGGCUGCGCGAUGGAGAGACUGGGUGGUUUCCUGCAGAGUGCGCCGAAAAGAUCACGUGUCAGGCCACCAUUGAACGGAACAUGCAGAGGAUGGAUCGGCUGCAGGGGCUGGAGACCAACGUGUGAUGGAACCAUGAACAAGAGGGAUGUGUUUUUUCCCCCCAUGCUGAUAAAGACACUCUGAACUCUUUAAACACUGAAUGAACGGCAUCGGUUACAGAUUUACUAUUCAGUAAUUACUAAACACUGAGCACCUGUCUGAGUUUUAGACUGUUUAGCAUCAACACAGCAGGAAAAAACAGAUUCCUUUAAUUAGCGAUCCCUCCCUGAGUGGGUGGGAUGGCCUGACAGUGGGAUAUGUCACACUGAUUAAUUCUCUGGCUGGCUGAGAAAAAACUUCCCUCCCACCACAGCCAAAGCAUCUGCUUUCAACACCCUACCACAUAACAACUGUUGCUGUUAAAUUUCUACAUUUUUUUCCAACAGAUUUUUUUGUACAGUGUAAUGAAUGCAGUCCUGCUGUGGGAGGUAAAGCAAACCAAUUAGAGGGAAUUCAACAGCAGCCUUGCCGCGUGUUCAGUUAAAGAGGCUCCGGCCGGAUGAUAAAAGGCUUCACCACUAACAAUGUCGCUAUGAGCAUAAUUCUACAAGCAGGAAAUGUGUUUACAGCGUACAAAUUCUGCAUGGUCUCUACAGCUAAGCAGAUUACAUUAAAGCCAAGUGUAAACAUAGCUGUAAAUACUUAUAAGUGAUUAGAAAAUGGUACAAAUUACAGCUAGCAGGGAAGAGAGUGAUGCAUUAUGGGGUCCAGGUGAGAAGGGCCAAGUUUCUGCACUUCAAACUUGCUAUUUGUCAGUGGGUAAUGUCACCCUCAUGAAUCAGAUUGUACAUUUAUGUAUCAAGCACCAUUAUUUUCCCCAUCAAUUCUGCAGUUUGGACAGCAAGAAAUAUAGCAGUUGAUGCAAGCCGGAGAUGGGAGAGUGUAAAUAAUUCCAUGUAUAUAUCUUUUAUAAACGCAUGUGACUAAAGAAAUGAUGUGUGUGCUGUCGGUGGGAUCUGACCCCUGCUGGCCCUGCUUUUAAUGUGAUUGUCCAGUGUGUGAGUCAUCGUUUUAGUGUUGCCUGGCUGAAGGAAAAAAAAAAUAGCCUGGCCAAAGGAUGGCUUUAAUGCAAUUUAUCAAGCCAACAGAUCUGCAACCAACGACGAUGAUAACCACCACCUGAGGUUUUGGGUGCUGUGAUGUGCACACACCCAUUUGGACAUUCGGCUUUAUGUUUGCACUCAGGGAAAAAUACAACGGAUUAUUCAUGAACUGCUUCAAAUAUUUCCUUACUUUUGUAACUAUUGUAAAUAAGCUUUGCAUGUGUAAAUAUGUAAUACAAUGACACUUGUUUCCAUAAAUACAGAUUUAUAUAGGAAGAAAGGGAAAAAACAGAAUUUUAAUUAGUAUUUGCUUAAUAAAGGUUUUAAUUGCA
Cyprinodon tularosa is the source of this 1916-nucleotide messenger RNA. RefSeq names its product rho guanine nucleotide exchange factor 26-like. Gene Ontology annotation, molecular function: guanyl-nucleotide exchange factor activity; protein binding. The annotation marks the transcript as partial. Lineage: Eukaryota; Metazoa; Chordata; Actinopteri; Cyprinodontiformes; Cyprinodontidae. The record is from RefSeq and is a predicted model, not a curated record. The transcript is spliced from 4 exons. Gene Ontology annotation, biological process: activation of GTPase activity.